CCCUUACACCCGGGCCAACCAUCUCUUCCCGUCUCACUUUUUCUCUCUUAUUAUUGGAAAACGGCAUCACCUGUCCAUUUACCUGUCCACUUACCUGUCCCAUCUUAUUCCCAGACCCACUUUUCCUCCUAAAUAGUGUGCGGGAGAGAGGUGAUAAAGGUGUAUUGAGGGUUGUGAACUUGUCCCAUCUCCACCCCUCUCAAAUUACCUGUCCCAUUUACCUUGUGUCUGAGGGAGGUGAUAGAGGUGUGUUAAGGGCAGUGAAGAAAGAGGUCUCCCAUCUGUCCCUUCAUACUCGUUCUGACCUCCUCACAUGACCCAUCACGUGACCUCGCCGCGGCCCAUAUGACCUCCUCCUCCCCCAUGGACAUGAUAGAGACAGCCCUCGACAGCAGUGGGGACAAGGACUGUGAGUGUGAGGACGACAAGGUGUCCCUGGCGCAGCGCCUCGCCCUGGACGACGCGGCUGUGAGGGACUCUGCCUCACCCAUCCUUGCUCCCGGCUUUGCUCUGCGCACUGAGAGUGAACAUUCAGGUACACUGGCUUAUAGGGUGGUGCAGUUUACUCCUGAUGGAGGGGUGGAUGGCCUUCCUCAGGGCACUGUGCCAGGCACGGUCACCAGCCUCCUGGCCAGCCCCCAGGCCAACGGCUCACCCGCUGAAUCACCAGAAACCAGACUGGCACUUAUAACACAAGGCGACGUCUCUAGUGAUGGUCAAUUUUAUGUGAUAAGUGAUGUCCUCACCACCACCACCCCGAGGAAUCUUGCCCCGCGGGCCUCUGAGAGCGUUAUAAGCCCUCGGCUAACUGGGUCCACGAGGGAGGAGAAGCGGAGGGUCACGCACAAUGAGGUAGAGCGGAGACGGAGGGACAAGAUAAACACCUGGAUCUACCGCCUUGCCAAGAUCAUCCCCGACUGUCCCGAGGCUCACACCAAGAAUUCACAGAGUAAAGGCGGGAUCCUUGCCAAGGCGUGCGACUACAUCACUGAACUCAGAAACCACAACGAUCAGCUCACAGAGAGGAUAAAGGAAACACAGCGGCGGGAGAUGGACUAUAAUCUCUUGAAGCAGGAGCUGGAAGUGCUUAAAAACGAGAAUGCUGCUUUGAAAAAUGAGAAUGCCUUGGUGCGUGCCCAGCUACAGCAGCAAGGGCUCCUCGGGGACCUGCCACCAUAAUUGUUGGCCGCUGAUGACGCUGCCUCUGGCCCUUCAUCCACCAUGUGUAAGAUACAUACUUCAUUGAUAUGAUAAUUAGUUACCCUCAGUUGGUGUUCUCUGUUGAUGGUGAUAUUCACACACUAUUGGAGGAGCUCAGACCACCACUGCUCCUGCUGGCCCGUGGCUGGCCCCGGGUGACGGUGCCGGGGGCAGCCGCGGCGCCUGGGCGGUGGGAAUGCCAGCGCUGUUUGUCGUACUGAAAAUACAACUUACCAGAUUAAGAGAGUGCGUACCAUAGGUUCCAAGUUAAUGCUAGGGAGUUAUGAGGGAAUUUUACCAUUAAUCUAGAACAAGUUACAAACUUUUAAUCAUGUUGUUAUAUGACUUAUGUUGGCUGUAAAUGUAGCUUCAUCUUGUGUGAUUUAGAAAUAUUAUGAUGUACUGUAUUGUUGUUAUUGUUAUGAGUUAUUUUCUUUUAAUGAUUUCUCUUACUUGAGCUUUGUAAAUCCUCAGGUGAUGUUUUCACCUGAAGCAGGUUAUUCUGUCCACUUAUUGGUUUACAUAUUUACACCAAACUUGCCUGUCAAACUUCCAUGAUUACAAUCACAGGCACCAGACCAUUAUUUUUGUAAUGAAUAGCUUCCCCAUUAUAAUUACAAGGAAUUAGUUGUUAAAUAACAUAAAGCUGCAUCAUGAGCUGGCUGUUGGCUGCCUGGCCAGGGUGCCUGGAGGCCCCUGGCUGACCCACGCAGGGACAGGAAGAACAGACUCACCAAAGGACUAAUACCACACAGCAUUGUCUUGCAUACUGCACUAAGUACAAGCUCACUAAAGAGGUCUCCCAACUAGCAUUGGUUAGAAUUAACUGAAUAUUAACAAUGGAACUUUAGCAACUUACUGUAGUGUACUAUAAAUAUCAGGUAACUUACAAAGACAAAAUAAUUGUAAGCUGUUCACACUCGGUAUGAAUUAACUAUUACAUGUAGAUUACUUUACUUCCAUAAUUAGGAAUUUAAUGGCCAUUAAUUAGCUACAUUAUCAGAGUUUAUCCAAUGCCACACCUUCACCUGAAACAGUGUUUGGGUUGGAAGCAAAUUGUCAGUUAAUGAAGACAUAGAGAGGGAAGAACAGUCUGUGCUCAAAGUGGUGCUUGAGAGGAAAACUGAAAACAUCAUCUGCUUCUAAGGCUCAGUGUGUCUACUUGGCUGCUUCCCCUGUGAGGGUAAGCUACCUACUCUUACUUGGCAGAGAUUGCUGCCCAUUUAAAAAAGAAAGUCAUCGGUUAACUUGAUAGAUAAGCCCCGCCACCUCCUCCUUCCUGCAAACACACAAGAAUGGAAGCUUUUAAAGUUGAAUGCAUUUAAUUAAUGGUGGUGACCUGUAAGGUGUCCGGGCUCAUUCAUUGAGCUAAGAUGACUCUAAUAGCCAUUGUCAGCCUGUCCAGCACUCAGCACCCACUCUUCCCUCUCAGCACAGAGCAGAGAAGCUGGAGUGUAGCCACGACCGCUGCACACCCCAGGUAUAGGAGUUAAAUUUGUCAACCUUACUUUAUUUUGAUUGUUUUUAUUACAUAUAAGAAUUUGACAAGUGAAUGCCAUACUGUAUAUUAAAUGGGAAACUGAA
This is a messenger RNA of Eriocheir sinensis (Chinese mitten crab), 2784 nucleotides long. RefSeq names its product upstream stimulatory factor 2-like. The transcript has 6 exons. Gene Ontology annotation, molecular function: protein dimerization activity; DNA-binding transcription factor activity, RNA polymerase II-specific; RNA polymerase II cis-regulatory region sequence-specific DNA binding. Gene Ontology annotation, biological process: regulation of transcription by RNA polymerase II. NCBI's taxonomy places the organism in Eukaryota, Metazoa, Arthropoda, Malacostraca, Decapoda, Varunidae. The record is from RefSeq and is a predicted model, not a curated record. Bases 346 to 1179 code for a protein of 277 amino acids.